Messenger RNA from Phoenix dactylifera (date palm), 2936 nucleotides. Its product is annotated as G-protein coupled receptor. NCBI's taxonomy places the organism in Eukaryota, Viridiplantae, Streptophyta, Magnoliopsida, Arecales, Arecaceae. The record is from RefSeq and is a predicted model, not a curated record.
UUUCCCCUCCUGGAUUCCCACCUCUUGAUCCCUGCCCUAGGGCUUGUCUUUCUUAUAAAAAAAAUGUUUUUUCUUUUGCUAUUCUUGGUGUUCUGGUGAGGGUUUUGCGAUGGGAUCUUAGUUAGGGUUUUGAUUUCAAUGUUACGGGGGUUCGCGGGGCGUUGGUGGGAAGGGAGAUCCUCGUGUGAUCUUGGUGUUUGGAGGCUGUCAGGGGUUAUGACUGUUUCAAUUCGUGGGGAGGAUCACGCAAUGUGUUAUCUUCUGGUGGGACUAGCUGAUGAAUUUUGACGAGGUUCGGCUGUAGGUAUUACAAUGAAAAAGUAAGAUGAUCCCGGAUUAUGAUGAGGAUGUUGGUGAUGCUCUUUCCACACAUCUGUUUAUGAGGGUCGAAUUUGAUAGUCUUCACAUCAUUCGCAAAGUGGAUUUAAUAAUUUUUCUAGUAAUUUAUCAUUCUUGAAGAACAUUUUGAGUUUGGUGCGGCUGAAUGGGUUCAUAGAGAUGCAAUUUCAGUGUUUCAUGAUCUACUUUAUGGAGAAAAGUAUGUAAAUUUUGCAAAUGUAUUAUGGGGGACAGCCUUUUGAGAAAGUCUCCUACUCAAUAUUUUUAAAGUCUAUGUAGCUCAUGCUGCAAUUUUUGCUUAUGUAUGGGCAUGUAGUAUGUUGGAAUCUUUUUUCCCUAUUAUUAAUUGGAGCCUUUUGUAGUCUUGUGUCCGGUUUGCAUGAGAAUAUGAUUCUUUUGCUGGAGUGUCUAGGAAGAAUUGGACACGUGAAAAGUAAAUAAUAUUAGCGUUUCUAAGCAUCUCAAUCUUAUUGCCUCAUGUUUUUGAAUUUUGGAGUCUGUAUGGCUACUUAUGCUUAUGAUGAAAUUAAGCAGCAUGCCACAUAUCUCCAAGGUUGAUGCUUACUUAUCUUUUGGUUCUCUGUAAUGAUAUAACUUGCUUAACUCUUUGGUGAUAUGAGACUUGGCUUGGAAGCUUGCGACUGGAAAAAUGUAACCGAAUCCCGCAUGUAGCAAUACAAGCUAUUUAGGAGCACUGUCAUGAAGUUCCAUAGGAGGUGCAAGUACCGCUGCAAGCUGCUAUUUUGGUCUUAAAAGGCUGCAACCUAGUUCAGCUUCUCUGAGUUUGAACUCAACCCUGCCGGAACGUUGCAUGGUGGGAUCUCCUUGAGCACCUACACAAUCUUAAGUUUCCUUUUUUAUCAGAUCAUAGCCAUAUUUUUACAUCUACAACUCGCUGUCUCGGUUGUGAUGCCAAGUUCUAAUUGUUACGCACUUGACAACAGCAGCCGGCUUGUUGAUUUUACAGACUGGAUAGGCCAUGUCUUUGAGUAUGAAGGGAAGGAUGCUGAUUUGGUUGUCCGGUUCUGUAAGGAUGUGGAGAGCCGAUCUCAAGCGGGGUAUGUUGAUUUUGGCCGUUAUGCAACUUUCCACCACUUUGUAGCUGGUUUAGGGCCUGUGGACUUUGUUCAGGGAUUCUACAAUGGGGACCUAAUAAAUUGUGAAUAUACAUUUGACAAAAUGGGCCGCACAGCAAAGGUAAACAUUAUAUGCGGAAAUUGCUCUAAUAGAGCAUGUAAAGGUGAACUUGGCUGCAUAUGCAAUGUAACCUAUGAUAAGACAAUGUGCAGGGUUCUUGUGGAACUUGCAAUUCCAUGUGUCAAACAUGGUUCCCGAGUAUUUAAGGGUUUUACCGUUGGGUUUCAUCCUCGAUCAUGGGAAGUUGUUUACAAUGGAAUGACUCAACUAGGUUUCGAGAAACCUCAUCAUGAAUUCAGUUUUGGAACAGAGCAGACCCAUGUAUCUCUUUAUCUAACUGCGGUAUCUGCUCUUUCGGGUCUUGUCAGGAAACCAGUUUUGAAGGUUUACCCAGACAAAGGUUUAGAGGCAAGGUUGUCAGGCUCAGCAGCAAGUGGCAGUGCCCCAACAACUUUGUCUCCGACUAUUCUGAACAUAGACUGGAGAUGUGAAAUAGCUCGCAGCACUCCUUAUGAAAUAAACAUAUCUAUCCCGGUGGAGGAUUAUGAUCCUAUUGAGUUCACUCUCACUAAGUUAUGUGAUUAUAAGCAGGGGAGAGAAGGUGAAGCUACAAGAGGUUGGGCCAUGUUUGGAGUUCUUUGUUGCAUCUUCAUUGUUUUGUUGAGUAUAUUUUGCUGUGGAGGAUUUAUCUACAAGACACGCAUAGAACAUCAGCAUGGUCUUGAUGCCUUGCCUGGAAUGACCAUUCUAUCUGCCUGUUUGGAAGCUGUGUCUGGACCACAGGGCUACAGACUAGGAGAGGAUGUCAGUGCUAAUUUCAUAAACCAAGCAUCUUGGGAACGUGCAUCUGGUUCUGCACAGGGAACACAAAAGACAGUUGAGAGGAGAUACGGGUCAAUCUGAUAGAGUAUAUGCAUUAAUUCUGUUCAAAACAUCUACUGGAUGAGAUGGAUGGUGUUGGAAGUUGGACCCUAUUUUUCCCAUCUUCAGAUGAUCAAAGCUCACACUCAUAUAUAUAUAUAUAUAUAUAUAUAUAUAUGAGGGUGAAAGUUCACUGGAAUUUGUUCUAUCUACUCCCAGAGUACAAGCAGGUUACAAAGACAAAAAAAAUGAAACGAUUCAGAAUCUUUUCCCACCAACACUUGUAUGGAGUCGGAAGGUGAUGCUAAUUUUGUGAACCGUCUGUAAGCUCUGCUCCUCUGGUGGUCAUUUCAUGUGAGAUACAGGCCAUGUCAGAGGGAAAGAGGCAAAUUGUUGUAGGAAGUGAGCCAGACUAAUUGCUGUCAUGAGAUUAAGAUAUUGGUCUGUACCAGUCUACCAGAGAACGGGUCUGAAUUUAAUGGAUCCAAAAAAUGGGAACUUUUGAUGGACUAGUCAUGUGAUUGCAUAGGAUUUGUUGUUUUCUGUUCUUGUGAGCUAUUAUGUCGACUUUGGUCGGUUUAAAUGGAUUCCAUCUGCUC